AUAAUAUGAUUUGUCAGUGUGCUAAAGGCAGAAGAAGACGCAUGUUAUGAGGAAGAAGACGUAGACGGCGAUAUCAGAUCCAACAUGGCGGCGCUCUUGGCAACUUCCCGUGUCCUCGGAAAAAAGGUUUUAUUAUCAAACUCGUUGCCCGCCGGUUGCCCAGCUAGCCUCCGGAAGCUUCAUUUCUCCAUUUAUGGCAAAAGAGGUGGAGCGAAGCUCUCAGACGCUAUAUCUACACAUUAUCCGGUGGUAGAUCAUGAGUUUGAUGCUGUUGUGGUGGGAGCAGGUGGCGCUGGACUUCGGGCUGCUUUUGGGUUGUCUGAAGCCGGUUUCAAUACAGCAUGCAUUACCAAACUGUUCCCUACGCGCUCUCACACAGUGGCUGCACAGGGCGGGAUCAACGCAGCACUUGGUAACAUGGAGGAAGAUGAUUGGCGCUGGCACUUUUACGACACAGUAAAAGGAUCCGAUUGGUUGGGGGACCAGGAUGCCAUUCACUACAUGACUGAACAGGCUCCUGCUGCUGUAGUGGAGUUGGAAAACUUUGGUAUGCCAUUUAGCCGUACAGAGGAUGGAAAAGUCUACCAGCGUGCGUUUGGAGGUCAGAGUUUGAAGUUUGGUAAAGGCGGCCAAGCCCACAGGUGCUGCUGCGUGGCUGACAGGACGGGUCACUCUCUUCUACACACGCUCUAUGGACGGUCUCUGAGGUAUGACACAAGCUAUUUUGUGGAGUAUUUUGCCCUGGACCUACUGAUGGACGAAGGGAAAUGCGUAGGAGUCAUCGCCUUGUGCAUGGAAGACGGUUCUAUUCACCGCUUCAGGGCCAAAAACACAGUAAUUGCCACAGGUGGGUACGGACGCACUUAUUUCAGCUGCACAUCAGCUCACACCAGUACAGGAGAUGGUACUGCCAUGGUGACGCGUGCCGGCCUGCCAUGCCAGGACCUGGAGUUCGUUCAGUUUCACCCCACAGGCAUCUACGGAGCUGGCUGUCUGAUCACAGAGGGAUGUCGAGGUGAAGGUGGAAUCCUGAUUAACAGCGAGGGUGAGAGGUUUAUGGAACGCUAUGCUCCCAACGCUAAAGAUCUGGCCUCCAGGGAUGUGGUUUCACGCUCCAUGACUAUCGAAAUCCGUGAAGGAAGAGGUGUUGGCCCAGAGAAAGACCACGUGUACCUCCAGCUCCACCAUCUCCCACCUCUGCAGCUGGCUUCCCGUCUGCCAGGAAUCUCUGAAACUGCCAUGAUAUUCGCCGGAGUGGACGUCACCAAAGAACCAAUUCCUGUCCUACCCACGGUUCACUACAACAUGGGAGGCAUCCCCACCAACUACAAGGGACAGGUCAUCACUCAUAAGGAUGGUGAGGAUAAAGUAGUGCCUGGGUUGUAUGCCUGCGGUGAAUCUGGCUGUGCCUCUGUACACGGUGCCAACCGCCUGGGUGCCAACUCGCUGCUGGAUCUCGUGGUGUUUGGCCGUGCUUGUGCUCUUACCAUUGCUGAAAACAACACACCAGGAGAGAAGCUUGAACCCCUGAAGCCUAAUGCAGGAGAGGAAUCCGUUGCUAACCUGGAUAAAAUCCGCUUCGCUGAUGGCUCUACAAGAACUUCUGAGAUCAGGCUCAACAUGCAGAAGACCAUGCAGUCUCAUGCAGCAGUGUUUCGUAAUGGGGACGUCUUGAAGGAAGGCUGCAUUAAGAUGGACGCCGUGUAUCAGACAUUAGACGACGUGAAGACGUUUGACAGAGGUAUUGUUUGGAACACCGAUCUCGUGGAGACUCUGGAGUUGCAGAACCUGUUGCUGAAUGCUGUGCAGACGAUCAACGCAGCUGAGGCUCGCAAAGAAAGCAGGGGGGCUCAUGCCCGCGAAGAUUUCAAAACUCGUGUGGAUGAAUAUGACUACUCAAAGCCACUGCAGGGUCAGCAAAAGAAGCCUUUUGAAGAGCAUUGGAGGAAACACACACUUUCAUACGCAGAUCUCAAGACAGGAAAGGUCACUCUGGAAUACAGACCUGUGAUCGAUGACUCUCUGAAUGCCGAAGACUGCGCCGCCAUUCCACCUGCGAUUCGCUCCUAUUAAAGUUUCACAGCUGCACCUUUAACUGUUAUUUAUCAACAAGAUGCUUAUUCUAAGCUGUCGAGUACAUCACAGGACAUGUGUGUUAAAAACUGUGGCAUUCUGUGUUACGCUUUAUCGCUAAUAAUAAAGUACUAAACAUUGAGAUGUUUUAGAGAACAGGCAAAUAUUUUGUUUUCUGUAAACAACACCAAAAUUUCAGCUGUACUUGUGGUUCACUGAAUGAGCCUCGUUUAUCAAGCUUCGUAUGAAGAAACUUUUCACCAAUCAUUUGUAGAAAUCUGUUGGGUCUUACAGAAGCUCUUGGGUUUGUGUACAUUUACAUUGAAGGACACUUGAUCGAUUGACUCGUCAUUUCAUAUUAAUGGCAUUGAUUUAAAGAAUUGCGAAACGUGGUAUAAAGGGAGGGUGUGGAGGAAGAGUGUUUCAGUUCUGUUGCUAUUGUAUCUUCUCUUCAUGAGAGCCACCAAAAUGUGACAGAUAACUGACCGAUCUGCAGUGCUACUUGGUAUGCUGCAGGGCUUAAUUGGGCAUCCCAGAUUUAUUUGUAGUCUUUAUGGCACUCAUAUCCUCUUGCUCUUUCCAAUGUUUGAGUUUCUAAAGAGUUCAUAUUGGUAUAAAACAAUAAAAUGAUUUCCCUGUGUAA
Messenger RNA from Silurus meridionalis, 2716 nucleotides. It is a transcript of the gene sdha, whose product is annotated as succinate dehydrogenase complex, subunit A, flavoprotein (Fp). The record is from RefSeq and is a predicted model, not a curated record. Gene Ontology annotation, molecular function: succinate dehydrogenase (quinone) activity; electron transfer activity; flavin adenine dinucleotide binding. Lineage: Eukaryota; Metazoa; Chordata; Actinopteri; Siluriformes; Siluridae. The transcript has 15 exons. Bases 85 to 2073 code for a protein of 662 amino acids. Gene Ontology annotation, biological process: tricarboxylic acid cycle; mitochondrial electron transport, succinate to ubiquinone.